Molecule: messenger RNA, 405 nt
Organism: Magnolia sinica
Lineage: Eukaryota; Viridiplantae; Streptophyta; Magnoliopsida; Magnoliales; Magnoliaceae
Exons: 2
Coding region: 1-405 (134 amino acids)
Molecular function (GO): RNA-DNA hybrid ribonuclease activity; nucleic acid binding
Source: RefSeq, a predicted model, not a curated record
AUGGACCCGUUAAAGUACUUGUUCGAAAAACCAGCACUAAUGCGCAGGAUGACAAAAUGGCAACUACUGCUUUCCGAGUUCAACAUCACCUAUGUCAAUCAGAAGACAAAUGGCGAUUGGAAAACCAAGGAUGAAAAGUUGAUCCCCUAUCACAUCUAUCUGGAGAAUCUAACCGAGGAAUUCGAAGAGAUCACAUUCUCUUACAUGCUCCGAACCAAGAACCAGUUUGCAGACGCUCUGGCUACCCUUGCCUCAAUGUUGGAGAUCCCAAAAGGAGUUGUUGAAUGGGAGCUCACUUUCAAGCUCCAUGAGGAACUCACGUUCUACCUGCAGAUAGAUGAAGCUGAAACCUCCUCGAAUGAUCAGCCGUGGUACAUAGACAUCAAAGAAUAUCUCGAGCAUUAG